Closterium sp. NIES-65 is the source of this 621-nucleotide messenger RNA. The record is from the annotation of a GenBank genome assembly. Lineage: Eukaryota; Viridiplantae; Streptophyta; Zygnematophyceae; Desmidiales; Closteriaceae.
AUGUACGUGCAAGAAGUGCGAUCGCAGCCUCGUCAUCGAGGAACGAGCGAAAUAACUCCUGAAGAUGACGCGGACAGCAUACCUACCACGUCAGCUCACCCCGCAAGUAACGCGACGGCGGUGAACGAUGAGGACGACCGGGACGAGAACGGGGUUGGUUCGGGCGACAUUGCUCUUGACAUGAAAAUGAAGCCAACGCCGCCGCGGAAACGGAGUAAACUAGAGUCGGCAGCAUGGCUGCUUGCUUGCGUCGCGAUUCUAGUAUUCGGCGACGGCAAGCGGCAUUUCUUCCAGGCGGUGCUCAAGGACCCUCGCGUGCACAAGCAACAAUUCUUUGUGGCGUGUGUGUGCAUCAUCGUCAACGUGGCCGUCUGGCUCUACCUCACUGUCCUCAUCCGCCUCGUGCUAAAAAAUACCCGUCACUUUGAGCUUGCUGCUCCUGGAGCCAAUGCAACCACAACAUUGCUUAGCUUCAUGUCCUUCAUACUAUUUGCGAUUGCAUUAUGGCCAGUCUUUGGCUUCUUCAUCAUCCCUAUCCUGUGGGUAUUCUUCAUGACCUUAGUGGUCAUUCUUUCAACCAUUCCUCCCUACUCCCCGAAGUCCGCUGAAGACAUGGAAUAG